Molecule: messenger RNA, 3561 nt
Organism: Nothoprocta perdicaria
Lineage: Eukaryota; Metazoa; Chordata; Aves; Tinamiformes; Tinamidae
Gene: NT5DC1
Product: 5'-nucleotidase domain containing 1
Exons: 12
Coding region: 20-1384 (454 amino acids)
Molecular function (GO): 5'-nucleotidase activity
Source: RefSeq, a predicted model, not a curated record
GCUGCCGCUGCCGGCCGCGAUGCCCGGGCACUUCUGCCUGGCCGACUGCGACGUGCUGGGCUUCGACCUGGACCACACGCUCUGCCGCUACCGCCUGCCGCGCAGCGCCCGGCUAAUCUAUGAUAGUUUUGCUCAGUAUCUGGUAACGGAGAAGGGCUAUGACAAAGACUUGCUGAAUCUAACUUCAGAGAGCYUAGACUUCUGUUGUAAAGGUUUGGUGUUUGACCUUGAAGAUGGAAACUUCCUGAAACUUGCAGAAGAUGGAACAGUUUUGAGAGCAAGCCAUGGUACGAAGCGCAUGACAUCUGAAGAGAUCCUGGAGACUUACGGAAGAAGAGAAUGGAAGCAUUUUGGUGCAGUCAGUGGAAUGCUUUCCCGCUCAGCCAAGUACUAUUUGUAUGAUAAUUAUUUUGACCUACCAGGAGCACUCCUUUGUGCCAGGAUUGUGGACAGCUUAGAUCGGCAUGAUAAGCAGAAAAAAUACGACUUUUGGAAGGACAUGGUGGCUGCGAUCCAGCAUAAUUAUAAAAUAUCAGCUUUUAAAGAAAACUGUGGGACAUAUUUCCCAGAAGUGAAAAAUGACCCAGACAAAUAUUUACAAAGAUGUCCCGAGUCAGUAAAGAAAUGGCUAAAACAACUGAAGAAUGCCGGGAAGAUCCUGCUACUAAUCACCAGUUCUCACAGUGACUAUUGCAGGCUCCUGUGUGAGCAUAUCAUUGGGCAUGAUUUUGAAGAUUUUUUUGAUAUUGUGAUCACAAAUGCUUUGAAACCUGGUUUCUUCUCCCAUACUCCGAACCAAAGACCUUUCCGAACUCUUGAGAAUGAUGAAGAGCAGGAGGCUCUGUUAUCCCUAGAUAAGCCUGGCUGGUAUUCCCAAGGUAAUGCUAUCCAUCUUUAUGAACUGCUGAAGAAGAUGACUGGCAAGUUGGACCCCAAGGUUGUUUAUUUUGGUGACAGCAUGCACUCGGAUAUUUUCCCAGCUCGUCACUAUAGCAACUGGGAAACUGUCUUCAUCUUAGAGGAGCUUCUAGGGGACAAAGUUAUGGUGCCUGCAGAGACUGAAUCUGAGCCCUUGGAGAAGAAAGGAAAAUAUGAGAGACAUCUUCCCAAAGUUCCUUGCUCUGUAUCUGAACAGUGGGGCUCUUUCUUCGUGGACAGCUUGCCAGGCUUGGGAAAUGCUGAGGAAACUUUAGUUAGCACAUGGUCCUGUAAAUGCAUUAGCACUUACAGCACUAUUGCAAUCCCUAGUCUUGAAGCAAUAGCAGAUUUACCACUGGAUUACAGAUUUACACGAUUUUCCUCAAGUAACUCUGCAACUGCUGGUUACUACCCGAGCCCUCCGAGAGCGCUGCUGUCUCCUGAGGAGUCAGUGCCUAUGAAAUAGGUUGUUUGCUUUUCCUUAAGUAACCUUGUGACCCGUACUUAACUGCUAUCAAGUGUUAAUUGGUCAAAAUGCUGUGUGAUGCUUCAUAAAAUAGAAUGAUGGUUUAAAAGCAGCCUGUUGUGUAGACUUAUGUUUCACUUGUUUCCUUGGCCCAGCUGGAGCAAGUGAGCAAUGCACAUGUAAAUCUUUCUACUACCACUGCCUGGGUUACUGGCUUUUCCCUGCACUGCCCAAAUGCCAUGAAAGAAACAUAGUGAUAAUACCUCAUCCCAAACUGAUACUACUCAUCCCAAACUGGUACUACUCAUCCCAAACUGAUAAUACCUCAUCCCAAGUUGUGUUUAAGCUUGUUUUUUUCUCAUGGACAAUUGCAAAAGKAUCCCUAUUUAAGGUGAUGCUGCUGCUCUUGCCCUAGGAAGCACAAGAAACUGAACCCUGAGCCAUAUCCAAUUAAGAGUUAGCAAUAACUCAUAUUAUUUUGGUUGUUGGGUGUUUUGUAGACUCUAAGGCAUUUAUUCUCUCCCUAUCUAAACAAAGAAGAGAAGUACGAUAUCUCUACUUGGAGUUACUAAAAGACUGUGACCCAGAUGGGCGUUUUGGUAACAAAAAGAUGCUUCAUAUCCAAAAAGAGACUUGAGUGGAGUUUAAGCAGCUAAAUGCAGAAUUAGAGUCCUCAAAACCUUUGUCAGAUGCUUUCUGCUCCAGAAUGUGCCUAACAUCUAUUGCAAUGAGGUUCUCUAUAUCUUUUUUUCUCCUGCAAUUUUCAAUACCUCAAGCAUCAGAGCUCUUUUGCAGAAUAAAGGAAACCUGCAUACAGGAUCCUUUACAGCUUGAGUGGAUUCAAAUCCACAUUUUCUACCUCCGUGGCAAAUUCUUCUAAAGGUCAGAAGGAUAUAGCACCAGCUGUAUGCAUUUAUCAUUGCUAAGUACAGCCUAAGCCCAGAAGAGAAUAAAGAUUCAAGACAUAAGCUGGGUUUUUUUUUUUUUUUCCUACUGGCUAAUUUAAGGAAAUUCCUAUCCUGUUUUCUAUGGAUUCAGUCUAAAGACAUGGUUCUGCAGAACUUUGCACAAGGAACCUUAAGUAACUAACUCAGGAUGAUUGACUCAAAACAAUGUUUAAGGUAUUCACUUAGGUAUCUUUUUUCUGUAUAGGCACACUAGGAUGGCAGAAUUUGGGAUAAAUUUUCUUCAAAGUUAAGGGUACAAUAGACACAAGCUUUCUUUCCUCAGUUCUUAUUUUAAAGAAAAAUCCAUGUUAAGAAUUUACUUUUUAGGCCUACACAGUUAUCUGAAUUGAAUUAUCUUGUAUCUUCACCCACUCUAUUUUUGUAGCUACUCCAGUUAAAAUACUUCGAAUCAGAAUCAGAAUCAGAAUGGACACACCAUUCCACCUUGUUGGAGCUUUACUAGUCUUUGUUUCUCUACUUACUUCCCUACUAUUGUUUUUUAAAAUAUGUGGAUGUUGCAACUUUCCAAUGAGCUAUAUAUUUAACAUCAAGAAUUGUUUUUCCCAAUGGAAAGAUAAAAGAGGAAAAUUAUGGGGAAAAAAAUUCCAAAAUUUGAAGUGAUGUUCUCUUCAUAGCCUGUCGGUUGAAAAUGUUGAAUUAUGAAAGUAACAUUUAGURAAAUAUUUGUAUUUAUUUUAAAAUCUUAAAUUACCAUCAAUGCCUUGGCCAGAAAAUCUGGCCUAAGAUUACAAAUAUGUUUUGUAUUAAGUAGAAAUGGACCCAGACUAAAUUCUCAGAUCCAUGGCUGCAUCAUCAGUUGAAACUGUAAGCUGAAACAAGUAAACUUUUGCAGUUACUAAGUAGGUUCAUGACCAAAACAGUAAGAGUGGCCUCASAAGUCUAUUGUUUUGAAUUUGAAUGUGAUUUUUUAUGUUGGCCUUUCUCUUUGUUUUUAAAGAAGAAUAAUUGCAAUCUGAGAGUUAAUAAAAAGCUAAGUGAAAAUCCUCUAACAGAUCUACUUGGUUCUUCCUGUCUCAGUGAGACAGCAGUGGGGAUUUUUUUUUUUUUUUUUUUUGGUCGAAAAUGACAGAUUCUAAAGACACUCUGAAUAUGAAAUAUGAAGCUUACCAGAAGAAAUACAUAUAUGGACUUGAUUAACUAGACAUUUGUACUUACUGCCAGAAGGAUCACAUAGAAUAGGGAAAGAARCUAAAAAUAAAAGCUACUGUA